AUGGAUCGCCGGCAGAUAGAUGCCACAUCGGCUUUAGAAGUGGCCAUUCAAUUAGCACGAGGACAACCUGCACCUACCUCCCAACCUGAUCAGCCACCCAGCUCUCACCCUCAACAAAAUCCGCAGUUAGAGCGUCCCCAGUAUCAUCAAGAUCCACCACAACCAAGGAAUCCUCAAGGACCAGAGCAACCUCCCAUUGCUCAACAGGAAAGACCAGUCCAAAAUCCUGAUAGAAACAACGAGCAGCAACCACCCUCUCGGGCUGGUCGAGAUAAUGUUCAGCAACAAAGGCUGAAUAGGGCCGAGCAACAUCCCAAAAGCCCUAGACGCCAGACAGCUGGGGAGCAAAACCCUCCUAGCAGGGGACAACGUCCCUCAGUAAGUAGAAGACAAGUGGACUUAGGCUCUGUGGUCCGGGGUCCCCCACGACAUAGUAAUGUCAGAGGACCUAAUGACCAACACAGGCGUUCCCCUGUUUAUCGAGACAUACCAACAGGGAGAGAGGGGAAUAGUGCGUACAGCAGGUCACACACUCAUAGGUCACAAUUCAGAGAUGGACAUGAUUAUAAUGAGGCGGACUCUGGCAGGAAGAACGAUGGUCGACAGUCGGAGGAGAGAGGCGGACAACAAAAUCCUCCGCCAAUGGAGAACCGAACGACAAGCCAAAAUGUUGGGGGGGCAGCCUAA
Messenger RNA from Humulus lupulus (European hop), 687 nucleotides. RefSeq lists its product as uncharacterized. The transcript has a single exon. Lineage: Eukaryota; Viridiplantae; Streptophyta; Magnoliopsida; Rosales; Cannabaceae. The record is from RefSeq and is a predicted model, not a curated record. Bases 1 to 687 code for a protein of 228 amino acids.